CCUGAGCAUGGCCAACAUCCAGUCAGCCACCGUCAAGAGCAUCCGUCCCUUCAGGUCGAGCGAGGAGUAUCUGGUGGCAAUGAAGGAGGAUUUGGCCGAGUGGCUAAACGAACUGUACGGGCUGGGCACCGGGCUGGAGCGCUUCCUGCGGGACCUGGAGACCGGCUCCGUGCUGUGCCAGCACGCCAACAACGUCAGCCAGGUGGCCCAGGACUUCUGCCAGGACUACCCGGAGCUCGGGGGCAAAAUGCAGCUGCCGAGAGCCGGCGUCACCUACACGGCGGCCGCUCAGCCCGGCACCUUCCUAGCCCGGGACAACGUUUCCAACUUCAUCCAGUGGUGCCGUAAGCAGCUGCAGAUCAAAGACGUGCUCAUGUUCGAGACAGAGGACUUGGUUCUGAGGAAGAAUGAGAAGAACUUUGUGCUGUGUCUGCUGGAGGUGGCCAGGAGAGCUUCCAAGUUUGGCAUGUUGGCUCCUGUCCUCAUUCAGAUGGAGGAGGAGAUUGAGGAAGAAAUCCGUGAGGAGAUGGACCUACCUGCUGAAGUUAUCCCUCCCAAACCCAAACCACAGAGGCAGUUGUGUGACUUCAAAAACCUAGAUGAGAUGGUUUGCCAUCUUGUGAGUCGCUGCACCUGUCCAGAGCAGUUUCCCAUGGUGAAAGUCUCUGAAGGGAAGUAUAAGGUGGGAGACUCCAGCACCUUGAUUUUUGUGAGGAUUUUACGGAACCAUGUAAUGGUGCGUGUGGGUGGGGGUUGGGACACCUUGGAACAUUACCUCGACAAGCACGACCCGUGCCGUUGUACAUCGCUCACUCACAAGCAAAUGUCAAGGUUCAGCAGCCCACACAGAACCGCCAUGCCCACGCACGAGAUCAAGGCUCGCUUGCCAACCAGGACAGACCAGCCAAACAAGCCACAGACAGCACUCAUCCUGUCGAGGUCCCAAAGCCCCAUGCCUCCAGUGGAGUGGAGACUGGCUGCACCCUCUGCCCCUUCCCUCAGGAAUCACAAUGCAGCUCCUCGAUCCCCUUCGCCAGACAUUCCCGUCACCUCUGGAGGUAACUCAAUCAAGAGGAAUCCCCGGGACAAGUCAGAACCACGGCAAAUAUUUAAAGCCAGGCAGAGAGAUCAGUCCUCGACUCCAUCUUGCCAGAUUUCAACCAGCAUCAACAGUGGUAAAGCCAAUUCCAGCCUCACUGCUGCAGCAAGAACAGGGAGGGAGAAGACCAGGGCUUUGCCAGUGGCCACAAAGCCGUAUUCUGCAGCCCAGGAGAGUAAGGGCAGUGCCUUAUCUGUUGUGGACAAAUCCAAAGUGCCAAGUCAUUCUUCUGUUCCUCAACAGUCAGAGAACAGGAUGAGUCGUUCUUGGGUCAACACCCAGAGUGGUCCUUCCAAAAUUGACCAAAGCAGCUCAGAUAUGAACAAGCAAAGCAGCAGGGCUUUGACACAAGCUCACAAAGCUGCUUCAGAAAUGAGCUCUGUAAUCGCCAAAGGAAUGGCGAGAAGUCACUCGCCUGCACCCAGCCAACAGUGUAAGCUGCAAGUAGCUCAAAGUGUUGGGCAGAACACUUUGCCUCUUUCCUCCUCUGCCACGGACCAGGAUGGUUGCUGGCAAGAUUCCAGCUCUACCAGAAAACCAUCAGUUAAUGGAUCAAAGAACCCAAAUCUGCAAAAAAGUCCAAUUCGAUCAAGGACGCUAGACCCUUACAGCUUAAAUAACAACAACAAUAAAGACAUGAACUCCAGCAGAAGCAAAGCAUGCUUACUCACACUGCCACCUUUUCAUCCCAUGCAGGAAUCAGAAUUGUAUAGAUGCUUCGAAGAUGAAAUUGUAUCCAAUAUGAAAGCUCUGCAGUUGUGCUCACUUGGGGAAAAUUUGGAGGAGGGUGAGCCCAGUGAAUGUUCUUCACCAGCAAAAACGGUCAGCUCCCCAAAGCCGAAGGAAGCUCAAAGACUUAAUGUGGGUCCUUCAAAGUACUCGAUUUCCCCUUUGCAAGCUGGAGCCAAGCAUGUCAAUAAUGGCAAUCAGUGCUCCAGUUGCGGCAAUGAGGCUUUGCUACCCUCAGCGAAACUUAUCCAGAAGGAGAGUGGUUUUGGUGAUGUUCUCACCGAGCUCGUGAGCGGAGCACCUAGCCUCAAUCAUGUGGAUAUUAAGAACUGGAUAGCGAAGACCUCCUUGGAAAUGGUGCCAAGUGAUUCCAGUGCUGGACUCCAGCCAACUGGUUUGGAUGACUUAGAAACUAGCAAGCCAUUCUCUGACAGAGCUGCAGACCAAAGUUCAAAUAAGGUUUGUUCAACAUUUGACCAAAAGGGAAAUUCUUUUAAAGGUACUAUGAGGAGAGAUAUGCCAGUGUCUCAAAAUGCAAUGACUACUCUUGAGCUGAAUUCCUUGUCCACCAAUGAAGGACCUGACACCAACUCAUCAUUUGAUUGGCCAGUCCCAUCCUACAGUCUUCAGAAGACCAGGGUUCAACAGGGAAAACAAAAGAGGUCCUUAAGAAAGCCAGAGAGAGUUCCUUCCAUUUACAAGCUGAAACUUCGGCCUAAAAUACGUCCCAGGAGGGACAACAGGCCUGAGAAAAAGCCAUCCAGAAUCCCAACACCAUUAUCCUACAGACAGGAAGAUAAAGCAUUAAAAAGCAGCACAAAAUCAGGAAGUUCACAUAAAACUUUCAAAGCUAACAGCAGAGUUGUGGGAUCUCAGGGUCAGGGCAAACAGAAAUCCUCUUUGAAAUUGACACAGCCAGAAGAUGUUGGCUCGGGAGAGGACUGCUGGCUUCCUCAGCGUAUGAACUCUAGGCAAGGUAGAACUUUGGAGAAACAAUCCAUUACACAGGACACUGGGCAAGGAAAUGAAGAUAAGGGGUCUUGGGUUUAAAACUUUAAAACCACACACACCUAAUCUCCAACCAUUGAUAUUUUUAUGUGGGGUUAUUGCUUUGUUUAAAACCAGUGUUUAAAACCAAAUCUAUCGGUUGAUCAACUGCACAAUUGAAAAGCAAUACAAAGCAAUUACCACUUGGCAAGCAGAAGAUUUUUCUAAUAGAAUUAAAUGUGGUGAUAACAGCACACAGUAAAAAUACAUGUAAACAUGUUCUGGGCAUUUGCAUGUCAACCAUCCCAUCUGAAUGUUAAUUUAUCCUGAUAGGUAUGGGGAAAAAGCUGAAAUCUCAACUAAAAUGAAGUAUUUGAAGGGCAACAACGGACAGAUCAUUUUUGACACUAACUAACAUAUUUAUUCAUCACUAUUUUGUAAACUGAGUGUUUUAGAAAGUCUAUGAAUAAUGUUUACAAAUGCUGAUUUAAAAAUUUGUUUACAAAUCAUUUCACAAAAAGAAAUAAUAGGCAUGAUGUCACCACUGAGAUUAUAGAAGAAGUUAGGUUUUAAGCACUGAGUUAACAGGAUAUUUCCAUUUUUUUGGUUUGGUUGGGUUGAACAUUAAGUCCUAAACAGAGACACAGGAAACUGCAGAUGCUGGAAAUCUGGAACAACACACAAAGUGCUGGAGGACCUCAGUGGGUCAAUAUUUCAGGCUGUGGCCCCUUUCAACCCAAAAUAUUGACUGUCUACUUCCCUCCACAGAUGCUGCCUGACCUGCUGAGCACCUCCAGCAGUUUGUGUUUUGCAAUAAAUCCAACAUCAUCUCAUGCUAGACCUGUUCUUGGACACCUCAGUCUCCAGUCUUGCCCUAAGUUGUGAUUAAGUAUAGUUUAGGGCAAAUGGCAGGUUAGAAUAUGUGAAUAGAGAGAGCAGGGUGAAGUCAGGAAUCACUUCUUCACACACAAAGGUGAGCAGAAAUUAAGAACACACCAUCCAGCAUUGUGCUGAAGCUAGGGUUUGCCUACUGAACCCCUGAGAUGAACUAAUGUACAAUGAAUAUACGAGGGGCGAUUGAUAAGUUCGUGGCCUAUGGUAGAAGGAGUCAAUUUUAGAAAAUCUAGCACAUUUAUUUUUCAACAUAGUCCCCCUCCUACAUUUACACACUUAGUCCAGUGGUCGUGGAGCAUACUGAUCCCUUCUUUAUAGAAGUUGACAUCUUGGACUUCCAGAAAGUGGUCCACAGCAGGGGUGAUUGAUAAGGUCGUGGCCUAAGGUAGAAGGAGAUGAGUUAUACCGCUCUUGUUACAUGCAUAUGCAGUUCAACUCUUUGAGUGAUUAUGCAGAAAGUUUUAAGUUAAUAACUCAUCUUCUACAUGAGGCCACAAACUUAUCAAUCACCCCCGCGGACCACUUUCUGGAGGUCCAAGACGCCAACUUCUACAAAGAAAAGUUUUAAGUGGACCUGAAGGGCAACUUCUUUACACAGAGUCUUUACACAUAUGAGUGAGCUGCCAGUGGAGUAAGUACAAUUAACAUUUAAAUGAUCUUUGCACAGGUACAUGAAUAGGAAAUGUUCAGGGGCUUAUCGGCCAAAUGGGAUGAGUUUAGAGGGGUGUCUUGGCAUAGCAGAUUAGGGGCUGAAGGGCUUGUUUCUGUGCUGUAUUACACAAUGACUUGGUGUCUGUCUUUGACACAGAGCAGUAUAGGCCAGAAAUUUCAGAGAUAAACCAGUAUUUGGCGCAGGAGUUCCCAAACUGGGGUCUACAGACCCCUCAGUUAAUGGUAGCGGUCCAUGGCAUGAAAAAGGCUGGGAAUCCCUGGCUUUGUGUGAUGUUUCAUUAUUAGUGAUGACCAUGUCAUCAUGUGUAAAUGGAAGUCAAUAAACUUCAGGCACUGCAAACCUGAAAUAAAAACACAGAAUGCUGGGAAUGCUCAGUAGGUCAGGCAGCAUCCAUUGGAAGAGAAAAGGAGGGAAUACGGAUGUCUUCUGAGUGUUUCUAGUAUUUCUGCUUUAUUAUUAUAGGCUAGCAUCUGUUCCACUGAAAGUGUGUUUGCUGAGGACUCUUGUGAUCUGCGCUCAUUUUUCCCCUUAACACACCGUCAUUUGCAGCAAGUAUUCAUGCCAAUUGGCUGUGAACAGGUUAUGCUGUGCAUCACUAUUGCUCAGAAUAAGUAUUCAUAGUAAUUAGGCCCAGUCGUAAUUGCAUUCUGUUGAUAGUAGUGCACUAACCCCUCUUGGGUACAUUCAAUUCUGUGGAGUUGAACAUUUAAUAAGAAACAAUUUCCUUGCCGUGCCUACCAGAAUUUUUAUUUUGCAGCCUAUAUCUUU
Molecule: messenger RNA, 5150 nt
Organism: Mobula hypostoma (lesser devil ray)
Lineage: Eukaryota; Metazoa; Chordata; Chondrichthyes; Myliobatiformes; Myliobatidae
Product: GAS2-like protein 2A
Exons: 6
Coding region: 8-2878 (956 amino acids)
Biological process (GO): actin crosslink formation; protein localization to microtubule plus-end; microtubule bundle formation
Cellular component (GO): actin filament; cytoplasm; stress fiber
Molecular function (GO): microtubule binding; actin filament binding; cytoskeletal adaptor activity
Source: RefSeq, a predicted model, not a curated record